UUACCAGGAACUGUACAGAUGUGACUCAAGUCUAAAGCAUCUGUGAGAAGGGUUUCUGAGAGGAGACAGAAUGGAGACUCUGAACUCAUCCCACCCCACCAACAUCACCAGUAUCUUCUCUGGAAGUCCAUACACGACGGUGGAGAUAGUGCUCAUCAUCCUGGUGGCUGGAUCUCUGAGUCUGAUCACUGUCAUUGGAAACAUCCUGGUCAUGCUCUCUAUAAAGGUAAACAGGAACCUGCAGACCGUCAACAACUACUUCCUAUUCAGCCUGGCCUGUGCAGACCUCAUUAUUGGCAUCUGCUCCAUGAACCUCUACACCGUCUACAUUGUGAUUGGCUACUGGCCUUUGGGAGCAGUGGUAUGUGACCUGUGGUUGGCUGUCGAUUAUGUCGUGAGCAAUGCCUCGGUCAUGAACCUGCUCAUCAUUAGUUUUGACCGUUACUUCUGCGUCACCAAGCCCCUCAGCUACCCAGCACGCCGCAGUACCAAGAUGGCGGGCCUCAUGAUAGCCGCGGCCUGGGUCUUAUCCUUCAUCCUGUGGGCUCCAGCCAUUUUGUUCUGGCAGUUCAUUGUGGGUGGGAGAACCGUGCCAGCAGGUGAGUGCUACAUCCAGUUCUUCUCCAACCCAGCUGUGACGUUUGGGACAGCCAUAGCAGCUUUUUACCUGCCGGUGGCCAUCAUGAUCCACCUCUAUUGGCGCAUCUCCAAGGCCAGCCGCAGCCGCGUGAGAAGGGAGAGCAGGAAGACCUCAGGUACCAGUCUGGGAGAAGGCCCCUCUCACAGCCAGGAGGAGGGAUGUGAGAGCCAGAACAACUGCAUCACAACAAGAGAAGCUCAGGACGAGGCCGGAGAUGGGAAGGAGAAGGAAAUGUUGCAGCAGCAGCAGAACGGAAGCGGCCCAUGCACAGAAGAAGGAAAUGACCAGGUGGAAUCAGAGAGCAUUCAGCCUUCAACAUCUAAAGACAUAGCUGCUGUCCCUGCGUCAUCACAGAGAGGAUCAAAUGGCAGGAAAAAGACAAACCAAACACAGCCACCUUCCCCAGAAAACUCAGCUGCUGACAGGCAAAGUCUGGUCACAAGGACACUGUUUAAGGUAACAAAGCAGAGUGCUGUGGCAAAGUGGAAAAAGAAGGGCAUUUCCUCCAGGGAGAAAAAGGUGACACGCACCAUCAUGGCCAUCCUGGUUGCUUUUGUUGCCACAUGGACGCCGUACAACGUGAUGGUCCUGAUCAACACCUUCUGUUCCAUCUGCAUCCCAAACUCUCUCUGGACCAUUGGCUACUGGCUCUGCUACAUCAACAGCACCAUCAACCCAGCCUGCUACGCCCUCUGCAACGCCACCUUCAAAAACACCUUCAAACACCUGCUUCUGUGCCAGUACAAGAACAUACGUGCAGCGCGAUGAGAGUGGUAAAAUGUUGACUCAUGUCUGUGAUGGAGUCAAAAUAAUGUGAUAAAGAGGAAACAUGAUGAACAUGAUGAAGUGAACAUAUUGUUGAAAUAUAGACCAGGUGUGUUCUUAUUGUGCACAAUUUUUUUUUCAACUUAAUCCAGCUGCCAAUGAAAAUGAAAGUGUGUUUUAAAUUAAUAGUUGUAAUUUAUUUUUAAUUAUUUUACAAAAGACAUGGCACUGUAUUAUAAAGCUCCAGACAUGAAUGCAUUGUCUAGGAUGCAGUUUAUUGUGAAAAAGCACAUUUGGCCAAGUGUCAUUUGGGCUUUUAUUUUGACAGGAAGUUUUCCUCUUUGCUCCUUUUACAUGAGCUUGUGCAGUAUGUUGUUAGAUAUGCAGUCUGUUAAAAGUGUGGUUGAUGUGAUAAAAGAAUAAGGCUACUACAAGAAGAACAUAAUAAACUACAGAAAAAUUGUUAUUAUUGACAUGUUGUUGUGAAAAAAGAGUGAAUUAAAAACUUUUACCACACUGAUUUACGAGAGAAAAUAAGCAACUGUAAACUGCUGUGUGUGUGUGUGUGGUGUGUGUGUGUGCAUGUUUCCUCAAUGGUCAGCUUUACUCAGUCAUAGCUAAUGACAUCUGUAAUCCAUGUUGUUGUGAAAUGAGCCCAAAAGUGAGAUUUGUCCAUAUCAUCCCCUCCUUCAUGUAUAAAUACAUGUUUUCUGUAAAUAAAAGAGAU
Molecule: messenger RNA, 2132 nt
Organism: Lates calcarifer (barramundi perch)
Lineage: Eukaryota; Metazoa; Chordata; Actinopteri; Centropomidae
Product: muscarinic acetylcholine receptor M2
Exons: 3
Coding region: 71-1408 (445 amino acids)
Biological process (GO): adenylate cyclase-activating adrenergic receptor signaling pathway
Cellular component (GO): plasma membrane
Molecular function (GO): G protein-coupled acetylcholine receptor activity
Source: RefSeq, a predicted model, not a curated record